Messenger RNA from Carassius gibelio (silver crucian carp), 4959 nucleotides. Its product is annotated as importin subunit alpha-7. Lineage: Eukaryota; Metazoa; Chordata; Actinopteri; Cypriniformes; Cyprinidae. The transcript has 14 exons. Gene Ontology annotation, cellular component: nucleus; cytoplasm; nucleoplasm. Bases 162 to 1775 code for a protein of 537 amino acids. Gene Ontology annotation, molecular function: protein binding; nuclear import signal receptor activity. The record is from RefSeq and is a predicted model, not a curated record. Gene Ontology annotation, biological process: NLS-bearing protein import into nucleus.
CACAAAUUGGAAACGCUGUCAUUUACGUUUGUCCCCUUCGGCUCUCCGUAGAUCACCGACAUAUUGUUUGUGAGGAGCAAAUUCUGGAACACAAGGAGAGAGUUAAGAUUACAGCGUUGAUAUAACCAUUCAUCAAAUCGUAUAUCAGUAAAGAAAGCACGAUGGAGCCUUCAGGAAGUCCUGCGAAGGAUAAUUUCAGGAUGAACCGCUACAAGAACAAAGCCCUCAACCUGGAGGAGAUGCGUCGGAGAAGAGAGGAGGAAGGCGUUCAGCUGAGGAAACAGAAGCGAGAGCAACAGCUGUUUAAGAGGAGAAAUGUGGAGCUGCUUGGUGAAGAAGGGGGGAUGUUUGACAGUCCACUUAUGGAUUCCUACGUCUCCUCCACCACAGCCGCAGAUGGAGUAAUUACAAGAGACAUGGUGGAAAUGCUCUUCUCAGAAGACCCUGAACUACAACUGGACACAACGCAGAGGUUCAGAAAACUGCUUUCCAAAGAACCAAACCCUCCUAUUGACGAGGUGAUAAGCACACCAGGAGUUGUGAAUAGAUUCGUUGAGUUCCUUCAGAAAAGUACAAAUUGCACGUUACAGUUUGAGGCCGCUUGGGCACUGACCAACAUCGCGUCUGGAACAUCUCAGCAGACAAAGUUUGUGAUCGAGGCCGGUGCCGUACCUGUCUUUAUCGAGCUUCUCAACUCCGAGUUUGAAGACGUGCAGGAGCAGGCUGUUUGGGCUUUGGGGAACAUUGCGGGAGACAGCGCUGUGUGCAGAGAUUAUGUGCUAAAUUGUAACAUCCUUCCUCCUCUACUAAUGCUGCUGACCAAAUCAACUCGUCUCACAAUGACCAGGAAUGCUGUGUGGGCCUUGUCCAACCUCUGCAGAGGCAAAAGUCCACCCCCAGACUUUGAGAAGGUGUCUCCAUGCCUGCCUGUGCUGUCGCGUCUUUUGUUCAGCAGUGAUUCAGACCUGCUGGCUGAUGCCUGCUGGGCUUUGUCCUAUCUCUCGGAUGGGCCCAAUGAGAAGAUCCAGGCAGUCAUUGAUUCAGGGGUCUGCAGGAGGCUGGUGGAGCUGCUCAUGCACACCGAUUACAAGGUGGCCUCUCCUUCUCUGAGGGCUGUGGGAAACAUUGUUACAGGAGAUGACAUUCAGACACAGGUGGUGUUGAACUGCUCAGCUCUCCCCUGCCUCCUGCACCUGCUCAGUAGCGCAAAGGAAUCCAUCAGGAAGGAGGCCUGCUGGACCAUCUCCAACAUCACAGCGGGAAACAGAGCGCAGAUUCAGGCCGUAAUAGAUGCAAACAUCUUCCCAGUCUUGAUAGAGAUCCUACAGAAAGCCGAAUUCCGCACCAGGAAGGAGGCGGCGUGGGCGAUCACUAACGCCACGUCAGGUGGCACGCCUGAGCAGAUCAGGUAUCUGGUAAAUUUGGGCUGCAUUAAACCUCUCUGUGAUCUGUUGACUGUGAUGGACUCCAAGAUUGUUCUGGUGGCUCUGAAUGGUCUGGAGAACAUCCUCCGACUCGGCGAGCAGGAGGCCAAACAGAACGGCAGUGGCCUCAACCCUUACUGCAGUCUGAUAGAGGAGGCUUAUGGGUUGGACAAAAUCGAGUUCCUACAGAGUCAUGAAAAUCAGGAGAUCUACCAGAAAGCCUUUGACCUCAUCGAGCACUACUUUGGAGAAGAUGAAGAGGAUGCCAGUCUGGCGCCACAGGUGGAUGAGAACCAGCAGCAGUUUCUUUUCCCGCAGCAGGAGGCCCCCAUGGAGGGCUUCCAGCUAUAACCAGCCUGUUCAACUCUUACACCCAUCCCUGCACCCCAUACCGCUACUAAAACAUACACCAGAAACACUCAACCACUGAAUUCUGAGUGAACCAAAUUUCGACCCAUGACCCAUUUAGACACUGAGGUGUGUCUCACACAGGGGAACAUAUCCACUGCCCCGUCACUCACAAGAGAGCUUGAGUUUCUUUAGUUCCCUCACCCCCUCAGUGAUGCAGCUAUAUAAUCAUCCCCUCAGGUAGAAAUCGUGGCGCUGUGUCCUUUUUUUUUUUUUUUUUUUAUAGGGGAGGUAUGCUUCAGUUCUUCCCUUUCACUGAAAGAAGAGAGAAUUGUUUUCUCAUUUAUUUAAAAUCAGAGAAUCCAGAUCAUCAUCUUAUUCUUUUGAUCCUGGUUUGUUUUUCAUUUUUAGAAUUCUUUUUUCUUUUUUAGUUAUUCAUAUCCUGGUGAUUAAAUAAGCCUGGUUGUGUUUGAUCUGGCCGUGCUUUAUAAACGAAACUCUACCGUAAUAUCUGCAGCUGCGUUUCAUGAGCAUUCUUCAAAGCUUUUGUGAAGCGGUUUCAUUUCUCUUAGUAUUAGAAUUCAUAAUUUCAGACCAUGCUGGGUGUGGAGUUUAUGUAGAGUCUAUCUGACGUGGUGGUUUUGAAAUAAUCCAGGUAUUUAGUAAAAGAGUAUCCUAACAUACAAAGUCAUUACUGUUAAAAGACAUCGACUGGAAAAGUUGGGCCCAAAGAGCCCAUUUAGUAAAAAUAAUGCCCAGUUUUUUUUUUUUUUUAAACCAGUCAGAGGUGAAAUAUCUAGUUGUAGGAUGUUCGUGGUGUGCAGUGUUAUAAAUAACUCUUCUUUUGAUCGAAAGGCUUUAACUUUAACUGGGGGAGACACACACACAGACACACAUCUGAGGGCCGGAUUGAUGCACACGAAUGGAGUCUUAAUUCUGCUCUGUGUUUAUCGUCAUUAAUCGGCGCAUAGUCAUUCUGGGUGGUUCGAGGUGUUAGUUCAGCGCAGCCCUCAGUAUGUGCAUGUUGGGGUUUUGCAUGGUGUUCAACAAUCAUUUUGUAUCCCUUGCCAGAUCUUCAUUCAACAGUUAGCUUGCACUCUUUAGAUGGAGCAGUUCUGGUUUCUGUAGUUUUGCGGGUGCUGUAGGUAUGGCAAGGAAUACUUAUUUAACUAAUGAAAUAUAUGGGCAAAAAAAAAAAUCUAGAGAGAUAUUAUGUUCUAUUUGCACACACCUUGCACACAUACAGACACUUCAUAAACAUGUACACAAACAGAUUAGCCUAAAACCGAGGGGAAAUGACUUCCAUGAUCUCUCAAGUCCUUUUUUCUCUCUCUCUCUCUCUCUCUCUGUAUGCGAGUAUGUUCCCGUUGAUUUGUUCCACCGUUUGGCACUUUUUGAGUUGAUGCACUAAAAGUUAAACACACCUGGGUUUGAUGUCGGACUGCCGUGGAUUGAAAGAAAAGUUUGAAUAUCAACCUCUCGCCCCGUACGAAACUUACUGUGGUUUACUUUUAAAAACUGUGAGUAUCCUGUGUUUGGUUGACGAGUAUCUAGAAGCCUUUUCCUUCUAUAAAUGUCAAUCUGAUGCGAUUUCCUGAUCGGAACCGAUAACCGAAAGUAGGAUUCCGUACUAAUUCUGGUUCAAUAACCUUUUCGAAAUCGAGACUUGAAUUGAACUCUUUGAAAAUACCUCUCUACGAUCUGAUGUUCUUUGACAACAGUAUCAACUUUAAAUCAGUUCAGAUCCUAGUUCUGCGUGAUGUUAGAUGACAUUUGCUGCAUUUACAGGAAGUCCAUCUUGGAAUGAGGAUGCUGCAGUCAUGCAGAUUUCCAUACGCUUCAGAGAAAUGGGAAAAUGGACUGAAAUGAUAGGGGAAGGGAAGUAAACUAUGCUUGUAUAUAUCAAUAUGUCUAAUGGUCUGCAAGACCACAGGUGUGUUGAUCAAAAAAACACAAAGAAAUGAUCUCUUAAUGGAAAUGCACUCCUAUUCACAAAAGUGCCAAUCAGACCAACAAAGACAAGAGGCUGAUGCGUGUCAAUCUGUCUUUGAUUUUUUUUUUUUUUUAUUUACUUGAAUGUGCACAUAUGUUGUGCAAAUAUUGCUGCUCUGUUUUCUUAUCUUACAAAUUGUGAUGGUCUGCUAUUUGUACACCAAAUUGUUAAACUCAAAGGUAUAAAGAAAAACUGCAUAAUUUAUUGUGCUGGAUUAAUUAAUUAUUUUAUCCAAGGCCAAUGCAAUGUUGAAAUACUGUCUCCGUGUGUACUGUUUGCAAAGCUUCUGUUCCUUUUGAACUUUGUUCUGUUGGCAUAGAGGAAGUGAGAAACAUUGCUAACAAUUGAAGGAGAAACUUUUCUUUUCUUGCCCAUGAGUAUUUUUGUGUCUUGUUUAUGAGCGCACUAGCUGACCAUGUAGACCCAACUAUGUUGUUUCAAGUCUAACUUCCCUGUGUAACGAUCAAUUACAGCAAAUCCAAAUCAGUUCAGGCCUCUUUUGUAGAUGUUUUGUUCUCAUUUAAGGACCUUCGCUUUAAGAAGCCAAAAGAUAAUUUUUUUUUUUUUUUUUUUUUUGGAUAACAAAACAAACUGGGUGUCAUAUGAUUCUUGUUAUCUCUGUGAACUACAAUUAAACCAGAAAUUGAACGGUUAUAUUGUUAUAUUGGCACAGUUCAAAGUUGCAGUCCUUGCACUGCUCUUUACUCCUUAAAAUAACUUCUGAGAAGUGCAGAAAACAAUGAGAUAUUUACAAAAGGCCACAAAUAAGUGAAAUUGGGUCUUUAUGGUCUUCCGUCCUAGAUCUUGUAGAUGUUGACGUUCGGAGACUUUUUGUCUCUUUCAAACCUGGAGCCGAUGCAUAGGGCUGUGUCUAUUAAUGCUGACUCGCCUGUGUUUACAAUGCUACAUGUUAAAGUACUUUUCAUACACAAUAUUAAGACUUGCCCAGCUGGAUCUUGUAUCCUGGUUUGGUAAUUACUUUACUUUCCUUUUAAAUGUAUUUAUAUUUAAAUCUUUUUUUUUUUUCACCUCUGCCUGCAGUUGCCCAUACUGUGACUGACUUGACUUUACCGACGAUAUGAAUGAGUGACGGACACACGAACUGAACAUGUCACACAAACAUAUACAUGAACAAUUCUGAACAAAUGUUUUCGUUUUCUUUUUUGUCCAGAUACCAAUAAAAGGAUAAAACAC